Porites evermanni is the source of this 2771-nucleotide messenger RNA. The record is from the annotation of a GenBank genome assembly. NCBI's taxonomy places the organism in Eukaryota, Metazoa, Cnidaria, Anthozoa, Scleractinia, Poritidae.
AUGCUGGCGACUAAAGUUUGUCUACUCAGAAAUAAGUCCUAUCAAGUAUCGCGAACACUCUUCUGUUGUAUCGUGCAAUCACGAUCCAUUGUCUCAAGUCCUCAAGUUGCCGAAAAUCCUGCGUUCUUUACUCCAAUACCAGCUGGAGAUUUAACGCUUCAAUUCAAGCACCGCAUCGCGGGAAGGAAAUACUUACCUGGUUCCCAAGGCAAAGGAUUUCCAGAGUUCCUGGCCUCUCCUCGACAAGGGCUUCCAUAUGCACUACGCGCAGACACUGUAAGUCAUAUAAGCGUGGAGAAAUGGGGAAAAAUGUGCCGCGAACAGCUGGACAAAGCAAUCCCAGAAUACAAUGCAGUUCUGUUCCGCAAUCUACCCUUGUUUGAUGCAAAAGAUUUUGCCAAAUUUGCUUCCAGUCUUGGGUACAGGCCGACAAAUUAUGAAGGAGGAACCGGAAAUAGGUACUUGGUUGAAGGGGAGACGGAAGUGUACUCAUCCACAAGUGAUCCCCCGGAUUUUAACAUCGAGCUGCACAACGAGAUGGCAUGUUCACCUGUACACCCGAAAAAGGUAUAUCAGUAAUAUUCAAGUGAUCUUUGUUUACCCCCUUAAAAUUACUAACAUGAAAAGAAAGUUAGUUUAGAAUUAAGCUAGGUCUCGAUUAAUUAGAGAGUUUAAGUUACCACAAAGGCGGCGGCGGCGAAAAACGUCGCUUAAAAAGUGCAUUUGAGUUCUCCCAAUCUCUACUGCGAUUUAAAUUCCAACUCAUUUACUCUGCAGGCGAACUCCUGUGAAACAGAAUUCCUAAGACCAGAAAGAGAAAAGAAAAUAUCGUCGUCGCUUGUUUAACGUUCUCCAUAAAACGUGAACUUAGGCAAUUUUAUCAUAGUAGUGACGGCAAAGAAAUAUGUAAAAAAGUGUGUUGGACGUGCAAAGGUGUUGUUUUGCCUGGCCAAUCUAUAGCUUUUUGACGUUUUCGUUGCCGUCGCUGUUGUAACAUCUUAAAUUCCCUAAUAUUAUCAACUCCCACCACAUUAGUCUAUUGCAGUCCAUUUUACUUUUCAUGAUUAGGGUUAUCGCACCUGAUUUUAUAAUCAAAGCAAAGGAAAUGUUUAUUGUUAUCUCAAAUCCAGCCUGCAGUUAGCAUUUAUUUUGCUUACAUGACGUUGACUCAGUGAUUUAGACUACAGUCAAACCUCUAUUAAGCGGUCACCUAUCAAUUUCCCGAAAUUUUGCUUCCCAUAUUUACUGUAAAUUUGACCGCUAUUCAACAGUCACCUGCUAUUUUCGCUGAUCAGUUUCCAUUUCAUCAAACCUGAUAUUGUAGGUUAUUUUCUUCUGCUUGAUCGAGCCAAACGAAGAAUUGGGAGGAGUGACACCCUUGGCCAGAAAUAGCGAGAUAUUCGCCCAACUGGACCCAGCAGUUGUGAAGAAGCUGGAAGAAAAACAGAUCCGGUACACUCGCUACCUGAUAGACGAGAAACAUAAACCAUAUGCAUCCUGGCAGCAGUCGUUUAUGACUGACGACCGAAAGGUGAGACUAGAGCUAUAUUCUCACUCUACCGGAUAGCUCUUUCGCCGGCGCGAAAACCAUACCCUAUCGGACUUUUGCUCACACAUAAGAACGGUGAUUUCGGGGCGGUUUCUGCGCCGCUCUGAUCUUGACAGUGGGGUGCCACACUUUGGUGAAGGUUGAACAGGUAUUCGGACCGUAGCGCAAGAGAAUACGUAGGAGCGAGGAAUGGAAUCCACUACAACAACAACAUAAUUUUAUUGUUCAGUAAGAGUUAACUUAAUUAAUUAUACUGUCCCGCAGGUAGCAAAAGCUAAUCUAGGCGGGGCAGAAGAACAACUGAGACGUAAAUGAAUGUUCAGGAGUGAGAACUGGGAUUUAGGUCACCAAUUAAGCCCACUCGGCCAUCCGCUCCGGCACAAAGUUCGAUGUGCGUGAACGACUUUUUCCAGUUCGGUGCCGUUACUGUUCAUACUACAGCGGAUAGCUUGGCGUGUCGGAACAAAAAGCUAUCCGGUAAAGUGUGAAUGUAGCCUUAAAUUACUGUUAAAAGGCCUGAAAAAUGGAACCGAUUCCAAAUAUUUAUUUGGACGUUGCGCGUGAAGCUAGGUCGGUGUCGACUUCAAUUGCCCUAUGGGACUGUUUUGCUCUUCUUUCAUUGGUUAUUACCGAGUUGCGCACGACAUUGGGACAAAAAUCGUCCCAUAAUUCAAAUCAACACCGACCCAGUUCUAAGCGGCCAAUUGUUGUACUGUUCGAGGACAGAGCUGAGCAACGUCUGCGCAUGUGCAGAGACAGGAGAGGUCUGGGGACGAAGCAACGAUCGUUUGCGAAAGGAUUUUCUAAACAACCUCACAUUUUGGCGUUUUUAAGGUGGCAAACAAUGAUGUCACGGACAUGUGUAGUACAUCAUUCACCCCUGUCAUAUUCAAGAUCUACUGAGGUUGGUGCCCCCAGAAUCUAAGGAAAGAAUUGUUGGGAACGAGCUUGAUUAACUUAAGGUUAAAUGUAAUUUAAGAGCGAAUGAAAAGUCCUUGCUUUCCUGCGCAACUUUGUGAAACAACGGUUCUCACCUAUUUUGCAGAAAGUGGAAGAAUUCCUGGAGCGACAAAAUUUCAGUUAUGAAUGGGAGAAAGACACCGGAAAUUUGUCUUACUGGUAUUCACUUCCGCCACUGAUGACUCAUCCAACCACGGGCCAAAAAAUUUGGUUCAAUCAACCUAACGUACACCAUAAUACAUACUACAAGGAGUCACCCAUG